AGAGGAAACGAAGUAUAGAUGGAAUCGAUAUGUACACGGGUUCUUCAGAAAAAGCAGAAAUGUGGAGAUGAGCAAAGAAAGUAUUUUGACCGAGUGGUACGGAGAUCUGGGACCAAAAUAGUGCAAAGUAGUUUUUAUUCUCCCUCGGUCAAGACUGGACGCCUGCUGAAAAAGUUAAUUGCUGACAACAAGAAUUUUGAAACUAUUGACACGAUGAAAAAACUUUUGGCAAUGAAGAAGAGUAAGCAAGCUACAAAUGUCACUACAGAAUCUGUUCUUGAAAAUUAUGCGAGUCGCCCGACCACUGCUUGGGAUCUUCUCGAAUCAUCACAGGUUGUUAAGUCAUUGAAACCAAAUCAUGCUGCACAACCCAAACCGGCGGGGCACACAAGAUUUGUCUGUAUCUCAGACACGCACAAUAGGACGGAUAAAAUGGAACAUGUUAUUCCUGAUGGUGACAUCUUGAUCCACGCAGGAGACUUUACAAGCUUUGGAUCGCGAGAUCAAGUAAUCCAUUUUAACAAUUUUUUAAGCACUCUAAAUCAUCCACACAAAGUUGUGAUCGCCGGAAAUCAUGACAUUUCGUUUGAUCUCAAGAAUUAUGAUUCUUUAUGGUCAAAUUUUUCAAGGACGCGAGAAGAUCCCGUGGAAAUUCGUCAAACGCUCACCAACUGCAUUUAUUUAGAAGACGAAGAGGUGACUUUGCUUGGAUUUCGAAUUUUUGGCUCUCCCUGGACACCAGAGUUUUGUGAAUGGGGCUUCAUGAAAACUCGUGGCGAGCCAAUACAAGAAAUAUGGAACAAAAUUCCAGAUGGAACUGACAUUCUUAUAACCCAUGGACCACCUCUAGGUCACGGAGAUCGUACCAUUUCAAAUGUAAGAGCUGGAUGCCUUAAUCUUUUGCACACUGUACAGUCCCGUGUUAAGCCUAAGUACCAUGUUUUUGGACACAUCCAUGAAGGAUAUGGAAUAACUACUGAUGGAGUUACGACAUUUGUUAAUGCCUCAUCAGUUACAAUCCAGUACAAGCCUUCUCACCCACCAAUAGUCUUUGACCUUCCAAACAAAGAAACCUGAACAAACUACAAAAUAAUUUGAACA
This is a messenger RNA of Orbicella faveolata, 1101 nucleotides long. Its product is annotated as metallophosphoesterase MPPED2-like. The record is from RefSeq and is a predicted model, not a curated record. Gene Ontology annotation, molecular function: hydrolase activity. Lineage: Eukaryota; Metazoa; Cnidaria; Anthozoa; Scleractinia; Merulinidae.